AUGCUCUCAUUUGAUCGAUAUGGGUGGAACAUUUGUUUGUGCACCCAUUUAUCCCACAUUUAUCAAGUAUCCUCUAUAUUUCAGAUACCAUGCUAGGUGGGGAGGAUGUGAUCCCUGCCUUGCACAGACUAGCUAGGGAGAUGGUCAAAGAAAAGAGCCCACCCACCAACUGGGUCCUUUGGAGCACAGAAGAGGAAGGGUUGCUGCGCUGGAGAAGGAGGGAGCCUGGUCAUAGAGCGGAGACAGGGAUUGGUGCCUCACUGCACCCAGUGUUUGCUGCCCCCUUGUGGUCUCAGGGAGUGCCGUUGCCCCAAACCCCUUUACAACGGCCUGCCAGCCCGCCACUCAACCUGCACGGUUUCGCUAGCGUCUCAGAUUCAGCACGUCCUAAGACCGAAACCUGGGACUCAUCCUAGACUCUCUACUUCUUCUCAGUCCAGACAGUCACCAACUCACCAAACCUACCUCCUAAUAUCUCCCAACUUAAUCUACUUUUCUCUAUUCCGACUGCUAUUUCUGUUUCAUUCUCAAAUCAUUUAACAAAUAUUUGAGCGCCUAUUACACGCUAGGCACCGUACGAGUCUCCGUGGACACGCCCCCAGCACCCCGCGGCCUGUUCACCGGCGGUUGCUGCCCAGUUUCCCCAUCCCACCCCCUUUGUCGGCAGCCAGAGUGAGCUGUGCGCACAGACUGGUUUGCCUGGCCCCUAAUGAAAAGCCUCCGGUGGCUCACCAUGCCCACAGAAUGAGGUCGAAGCGCAGAACUCGGUGACCAAGGCUCUCCCCCGCGCAGCAGCAACCACUUCAAACGGAACCUCUUGCCCCGUCAAGUGAAACCCACUGCGUCGCCUUUGCUAUUGCAGUGCGGUCUACUGGUGACUCCAGCCCUGCCAUCGUCUCAGGACCGGAUCCUCCCCAUCUUUGGGACGCGAGUCUCUGGUGGCUCCUCUCCGCAGUGCUCUUCUGCGCCCCGGUAGCGGUGCCCCAGGGCGUAACAGCGGAGACUGCCUUGGACCGUGAAAUUCAGACACAACAGCAAGUGGAAUGGAGCACUACCAGAAAGCUGGCUCUGUGGAACUCCCAGCACCUUCUCCGAUGCCCCAGCUACCUCCUGAUACCCUGGAGAUGCGGGUCCGAGAUGGCAGCAAAAUCCGCAACCUACUGGGGCUGGCACUGGGUCGACUGGAGGGUGGUAGUGCACGGCAUGUGGUGUUCUCAGGUUCUGGCCGCGCUGCAGGGAAGGCGGUCAGCUGUGCUGAGAUUGUCAAGCGGCGUGUUCCAGGCCUGCACCAGCUUACCAAGCUGCGCUUCCUGCAGACCGAGGACAGCUGGGUGCCAGUCUCACCUGACACUGGCCUGGAUCCCCUCACAGUGCGCCGCCAUGUACCUGCAGUGUGGGUACUGCUCAGCCGGGACCCCCUGGACCCCAAUGAGUGUGGCUACCAGCCUCCAGGAGCACCCCCUGGCCUGGGCCCCACAUCAAGCUCCAGCUGUGGCCCACGACCUCGAAGAAGGGUUCGAGACACCUGGUCCUGAAGAUCUGCCAAGCAAGCUAUUUUCCAGGCAUGAAUGUCUGGGAUGGCUUUGCCUUCUCUGAAAAGCCUCUUGUAACCGUUCAACAUCCCCACCAAGACUUGAAUCCACAGAAGUGGGCCUCCCUGUCCUGCUUCCUCUUCUCUCUGGUGUGUGGAAAGGGACAGCUAUGAAGAGUUACAGGUGGGGCGCCUGGGUGGCUCAGUUGGUUAAGCGGCUGCCUUUGGCUCAGGUCAUGAUCCCAGGGUCCUGGGAUCGAGUCCCACAUCGGGCUCCCGGCCCAGCGGGGAGCCUGCUUCUCCCUCUGACCCUCUCCUCUCUCAUGCUGUUUCUCUCUCGCUUGCUCUCUAAUAAAUAAAUAAAUAAAAUCUUAAAAAAAAAAAAAAAGUUACAGUUGUGCGGUCUCAGCUGGGUUCUGGAUUGCUUAAGAAGGGUUUAUUUGGCAUUCUACCUACUGUACCUCUGUCCUUUCUUCUGACAGAUCCAGGGAGUGGGUUAGGAAAUAAAGGUUCUGCCCAUUUGUCUGAUGAGCCUCUGCUUGACCUGCUAUGUGGAGGUGGGAUUAAAGGAGGGGGAGUCCCUGUACCCCUCCACCCCACCCCUGGUUUAGGGACAUUUUCUCUGCAGGAUUUAUUAUAGUAUAGUGAUUAAGGUCAUGGUCUCAGGUACCUACUGCCUGGAUUUGAAUCCUGGUUCUGCCAUGUGCUAGUAAGUUACUGCUUUGUGACCCUGGGCAAGUAGUGCUCUGAGCCUUAGUGUUUCCAUCCAUAAAACAGGAUAUAUGCGGUGCUUACCUCAUAGGGUUGUUAAUGAGGAGUAAAUGUAGAAAUAUACACAUAUGACUUUUAGAUACCACCUGGGCAUUGCUAUAUAAAUGUUAAUUGCUAUCAUUAUUAAUGACUCUAUUUACAAACAUUUUUUCCUAUCUUAAAAACAUAGCUCAUGGGGCAUCUGGCUGGCUCAGUUGGAAUAUCAUGUGGCUCUUGAUCUCAGGAUCAUGAGUUCAGGGCCCAUGUUGGGUGUACAGAUUACUUAAAUAAAUAAGCUUAAAAAAAAAACCAGGCUCCUGGGUGGCUCAGUCGUUAAGCGUCUGCCUUUGUCUCAGGUCAUGAUCCCAGGGUCCUGGGAUCGAGCCCCACAUCAGGCUCCCUGCUCGGCGGGAAGCCUGCUUCUCUCUCUCCCACUCCCCCUGCUUGUGUUCCUGCUCUCACUAUCUAUCUGUCAAAUAAAUAAAUAAAAUCUUAAAAAAAAAAAAACCAAAAACAUAGCUCAAUCUCGUAUCUCCUCUCCAGGUCUCAUCCUUCGUUUUUACCCUUUGCUUAUCCUUUUCUGUCUCAAAUUGGCCAUAGACUCUCAGAUUCACCAUGGUAAGGCCAGGGGCAUGAGGAGAGAGGUGAAGAUUGCAGUGAUAGCCAGGAGUCUGCUGGGACCAGAGCAGGAUUGUGGGCAGUGGUAGAUUCAGUGAAGAGUUGAGUCAGGUGGAUCUCCCACUGGAUUUUGAGGUCUUCUCCAAUGUAUACAGUAGACUGAGUGUCCAGUCACCAGGAAAGCACAAACUUGGGGCUCUUCUGGGCUCACAUUGUGGCAGGGAGCCCAGCAAUUUGAGAGUUGUGAAAUGAUGUUUGGCUGAGUCUAGGUGGGAGGGGUUAGGAUGUAGGGAGAAAUGGGGGACUGGAGGCCUCAAUAAGGGCUUAGGGCAGGGAUUAGGAGAUUGACCAUAAGGCCAGAAGGCUGUGGUCAAGCUUUGCUGCAUUCUGUACUUUCCAAGGUAGGUUGCCCAGAGUGGUAGGGAAGACUCUGAGGGAGGGGCAAGUGAUGCAGAUUCGGGGAAUAUUAGAGACAGGAAACCCUCUGAGCAGCUGCCCAGCCAGGCCUCUUAAAUAUAGGGUCAAGGAGCAUCUAACACACUCUUAGAGGCUGUGGCAGGCACUCUGGUGUCUUGUUAGUAGCAACUGCCUGACUUCUCCCCAUUCUCUUCGUGGCUAACUCAGGUUUUUGCUCCCUCCCAGUUUCUGCAUAUUGCCUUUUCUCUAAGCAUCUCCACUUGUGUGUGUCUUCUACCAUGAACAGCUCUCCGAGUGUCACUAGUCCCCAGAGCUUUGGGGCCAGGCUCCUUGCAGACUAUUGGUGUGUGGCUCAGCAUCCUAUCCUGAUCCAGCCUGCUCUAGCCAUGGUGGAAUGAUCACAUGGAAUAAGCAUGGUGACCGGUACUGAACGAAUGAUUCAGUAAGGUGGUAUCAUAAGCUCUGGGAGUCUAGGAGGGGCUCCCAUUUGGGCAGCUCAUUGAGGCACCACCUGGGAACUCCAGGAUGAUGGCAGGGGUUUGUGUGAGGGAAACUGAGCUGGGGUCAAAAUCUUUUGGGAGGAACAAGAUCUGCAGUUCAGAGAAUCAGGAAAUAGGCCAGAAGCUAAGAGAGGGAUGACUAGUGAUUCUGGGGCCUUUUCCCUCCUGGGUCUCUCUACAGGGCCUAGUUGGAACCUAGAGGAAGAAUUUUUUUUUUUUUUUUU
This is a messenger RNA of Mirounga angustirostris (Northern elephant seal), 4040 nucleotides long. It is a transcript of the gene RPP25L, whose product is annotated as ribonuclease P/MRP subunit p25 like. Gene Ontology annotation, biological process: tRNA 5'-leader removal. The record is from RefSeq and is a predicted model, not a curated record. Lineage: Eukaryota; Metazoa; Chordata; Mammalia; Carnivora; Phocidae. Gene Ontology annotation, cellular component: ribonuclease MRP complex. The coding region runs from base 1044 to 1535 and encodes 163 amino acids. The transcript is spliced from 2 exons. Gene Ontology annotation, molecular function: RNA binding.